Cyprinodon tularosa is the source of this 2888-nucleotide messenger RNA. RefSeq names its product inter-alpha-trypsin inhibitor heavy chain H3-like. The record is from RefSeq and is a predicted model, not a curated record. Gene Ontology annotation, biological process: hyaluronan metabolic process. Gene Ontology annotation, molecular function: serine-type endopeptidase inhibitor activity. Bases 43 to 2811 code for a protein of 922 amino acids. The transcript is spliced from 22 exons. Lineage: Eukaryota; Metazoa; Chordata; Actinopteri; Cyprinodontiformes; Cyprinodontidae.
CCACAGCGCUAAAGCGAGUCAGUGUUCAUUGGGAGUUUGGUCAUGUCUGGUCUGGUUGGAAUCCGCCUGCUGCUUCUAUGGGGCUGUGGCUGCCUCUGGCUCACCAGCCCAACAUCUGGAUCACUGGUCAUCUUUGAGGACACUGAAGCUCUGGAGGAAACAACAGGACCUGCCAAAUCGCUUCAGAAAAGAAGUACAAAUGAGGCAAUGGUGCAAGUACACAGUGUGACUGUGGAGUGCACUGUAAUGUCCCGCUUUUCCCACACUGUCAUGACCUCCGUAGCUCUAAACAAAGCCAACACAUCACAGGAAAUCUUCUUCGAAGUGGAACUCCCCAAGUCUGCCUUUAUCACAAAUUUCAGCAUGGAAAUUGAAGGGAAGGAGUAUAUGGGACAGGUGAAGGAAAAGGAGAAAGCGAAGAAACAAUAUGAGAAGGCUGUUUCAUCUGGACAGACUGCAGGAUUGGUCAAGGCCUCUGGGAGGAAGAUGGAGAAGUUUUCCAUGUCAGUCAGCAUUGCAGCUGAAAGCAACGUGACAUUUGUCCUGACCUACGAGGAGCUCCUUCAGAGGAAGUUUGGCCAGUAUGAGAUUCUGAUCCGAGUUAAGCCCAAAAGCCUGGUGCAGCAGUUUCAGAUUUUGGCCAACAUCUAUGAACCUCAGGGCCUGUCUUAUGUAGAUACCCAUGCUACUUUCCUUUCCAAUGAGCUUCUCCCCCUGGUCGAGAAAACAGUCAGUGACAAAAAGGCCCACAUUUCUUUCUCACCAACUUUGGAUCAGCAAAGAAAAUGUCCAGAUUGUGAUGGAUCACUGAUAGAUGGUGAUUUCAUCAUUAAGUAUGACGUGAACAGAGAAGGACGCCUUGGGGAGAUUCAGAUUGUGAAUGGCUACUUUGUGCACUUUUUUUCUCCCCCUGACCUGCCCAGAGUACCAAAGAAUGUGGUGUUUGUGAUUGACAGAAGUGGGUCGAUGGGAGGCACAAAGAUGAGACAGACACUAGAGGCAAUGGUGACCAUUCUGGAUGACCUCCAUGCGGACGACUACUUUGCUGUCAUCCAGUUUGACGACGUUAUUUUAACUUGGAAGGAUUCUCUUACCAAGGCAACCAAGGAAAACGUGGCUGAGGCCAAGAGCUAUGUCAGAAGUAUCAGAGCCAAUGGAGGUACCGAUAUUAAUUCUGGAGUACUGCGAGGGAUAGAUAUGCUGAUCAAAGACAGACAGGAGAAAAAAUUACCUGAGAGAAGCAUUGAUAUGAUCAUUCUGUUGACAGAUGGAAUGCCAAAUUCUGGAGUGUCUCGCAUCCCUGAAAUCCAGGAGAAUGUGAAAUCUGCCAUGGGAGGAAACAUGUCUCUUUUCUGUCUUGGAUUUGGAAAUGAUGUGGACUACAACUUCCUGGAUGUGAUGAGUAAACAGAAUAAAGGAGUGGCUCGCAGAAUCUACGAAGCUUCGGAUGCAGUGCUUCAGCUCCAGGGUUUCUACGAUGAAGUGUCCAGCCCACUGCUCUUAGAAAUUGAUCUGCAAUAUCCAGACAAUGCAGUUGACUAUUUGACCACAAGUCACUUCCCUCAGUUGUUCAAUGGCUCUGAAAUUGUGGUAGCAGGUCGGUUGACGGACAACGAUCUGGACAACUUCCUAGUGGAAGUCAUUGGCCAGGGGCUUGAAGAGAGCUUCAAUGUGCAAGGUCAGGCCUCCAUUGUUGACUGGAAUGUGAUUUACCCAGAUGAGAGCUACAUCUUUGGAGAUUUCACGGAGCGUCUGUGGGCUUACCUCACCAUCCAACAGCUUUUAGAAAAGAGUAAGACUGGUACAUCAGAUGAAAAAGCCAACUUUACAGCUAAGGCCCUGGACAUGUCCCUGCAGUAUAGCUUUGUUACACCUCUUACCUCCAUGGUGGUUACCAAACCUGAAACAGAGGAUGGUCCAGACAGCCCUCUCAUCGCUAACAAGCUGACAGAAGAGCAAAGACAGCAAGCAGAGAGGGCGAAACCGAUAACAAUGUACCACAGAGUUGCGACACAACUGCAGGGGGCAGCUUUACAGGCUAAGCAACUACCGUAUGCUCCUGUGUAUUUUGUGGAUGGAGAUCCCCAUUUCAUGAUAGAGCUGCCUGACAGAAAUGACUCUUUUUGCUUCAACAUCAACAAUGUACCAGGAACCAUUUUUAAUCUCGUCAGAGAUCCAGAAUCAGGUGUUUUUGUAAACGGACUGAUAAUUGGAGACAAGAAGAUUCCGGCAGAUGGGAAAAUAAACACCUAUUUUGGGGGUUUUGGUAUUAUCCAUGCAACUUUGGGGGUCAGGCUGCAGGUGACCACUCAGGCUUUUUCAGUGUUACAGGAUGGCAAAGAAGUCAAACUGCUGUGGACGGAUACGGCUUCUCUGAAAGGACCUAAUGUGGAUCUUCUUGUAACCAAAGAUCGCAGCCUGAAAGUGACACUAAAGGGCUCAGUUAAGUUUGUCAUCCUGCUCCACAAAGUGUGGAAGAAACACCCGUACCAUCAAGACUACCUAGGUUUCUACACCCUGGACACUCAUCUUCUGUCCCCUUCUGUUCAUGGCUUACUAGGUCAGUUUUAUCAUGGGAUUGAAUAUGAAGUGACACGCUUGCGGCCUGGAGAAUCCCCGGAGAAACCGGACGCAACUAUGUUUACAAAAGGACACCAGCUCACUGUGACCCGAGGCUGGCAGAGAGACUUCAGAAGGGAUGUGAAGAACGGUGAAAAUGUUCCCUGCUGGUUUGUUCACAAUAACGGAUCAGGCCUCAUUGAUGGAGAAGCAACAGACUACAUUGUGCCUGGCCUUUUUACAGCUUUUUGAAAGCAUAUACGGCAACCCUGUGCACUACGAAUGUGAUAAAACUCAGAUUCAUUAAAAACAAAAAAUUCUGCUUGACA